UUUCAACCCAAAACACACCACCCUAGGAGAGAGAGGUUAGAAAGCGAUAGCGGGUGGUUCCCACAACUACAGGAUGACUACUCUGACUGCUCCUCCUCGUACAACCGCUGUAUGCGGUUACGGUUUAUCGACCUUCAUGGUCGCCUCUGCCUUCCUAUCGGGGUUGGUAAGCGUAAGCAACAUGUCGCGGACACCCGUGCCGGUUUCAUCGCCACCACCACCACCGCCACCUCCUGGAGCUCACCAUCACCCUGGAGAUAAGUACGACGACUGGGAUUCGGAUUACGGCUGGUUUGCGUUAGCCCGGUCCGGUUUCCUCGAUGCGGUUUCCGUGGCACUGAGUUACCUCAGUUUGCUACUCGCUCUUGCAGUGAUGGCCUAUGAGAUGUACAGUCAC
Molecule: messenger RNA, 397 nt
Organism: Amoebophrya sp. A25
Lineage: Eukaryota; Dinophyceae; Syndiniales; Amoebophryaceae
Source: the annotation of a GenBank genome assembly